Gloeophyllum trabeum ATCC 11539 is the source of this 1650-nucleotide messenger RNA. Its product is annotated as neutral amino acid permease. The record is from RefSeq and is a predicted model, not a curated record. Gene Ontology annotation, cellular component: vacuolar membrane. Gene Ontology annotation, biological process: amino acid transmembrane transport. The transcript has 11 exons. The coding region runs from base 232 to 1650 and encodes 472 amino acids. NCBI's taxonomy places the organism in Eukaryota, Fungi, Basidiomycota, Agaricomycetes, Gloeophyllales, Gloeophyllaceae. Gene Ontology annotation, molecular function: amino acid transmembrane transporter activity.
CCGACGUCAGCCUUCGAUCGCUUCAACAGCGCUACUGCUUCGCACACCAUGCUCGGCGUCUAUCACGCCAUCAUAUCAUACUCUCCCCCACUCGCUCGGUGCCUUAGCGUUUGGAGCGUCCGUCAAUCUGACAACGAGGGCGUUUAUAUAUAAGUAUGCCCCCGCCGUAAGGGUCCAGUUCACCUUCUUCUUGCACCAUUGCGCGACCAAGAUUCGAGAUUCGAAUCCGCCAUGUCUCCCACCGCAUCUGAGAAGAAGUUCUCUCCGGAUUUGGAGCAGCGCUCGGUGAACGGGACUGAUUGGGAAGGGUCAGAAGACGCCAGUGUUAUUAUCGGCAGACAGAGGGCAGAGGAGGGGGAGCAUGAAAUCAAGUACCGGACGUGUUCGUGGCAAAAGACCGCCGCACUAUUAUUCUCCGAAUACAUCUGCCUCGCCAUACUCUCCUUCCCAUGGUCAUUCUCGGUGCUCGGCAUGGUCCCAGGCGUGAUCGUGACCGUCGCGGUCGCGAUAAGCGUCCUGUACACCUCGCUCGUGCUCUGGCGCUUCUGCCUGAAGCACCCCGAGGUCCGCGACGUCUGCGACAUCGGUCGGAUCCUCUUCGGCGGCUCCGAUCUCGCGUACAACGUCACCGCCAUCUUCUUCCUGCUGAACAACACCUUUAUCCAAGCCCUCCACUGUCUCGUCGGCGCGAAGCUGUUGAACACGCUGACGAACUCGGCGACGUGCACGAUCACGUUUUCCGCCAUCGCCGCGAUCGCGUGCUUCUUCGUGUCCCUCCCGCGCACGCUCAACCAGCUCUCCGGGCUCGGCGUGUUCAGCGCGGUCACGAUGGGCAUCGCCGUGCUCCUCGCGAUCAUUUUUUCAGGCAUCCAGGACCACCCGUUCGGGUAUAUCCCCGGCCAGGACCCGAUUGUGACUACUAUACCUGUCAAGGGCACGUCGUUCGUGCUGGGAAUGUCGGCGUUCUUGAAUAUUAGCUAUACGUUCAUCGGCCAGAUCACGUUGCCUUCUUUCAUUGCCGAGAUGAAGGAUCCCAAGGAUUUCCCGAAGGCUCUCUGGGCCGUGACCAUCGCAGAGAUUGUCGUCUUCACCAUCUGCGGCGCUGUGAUGUACCACUUCGUCGGCAACCAAUAUAUGACCUCCCCAGCUUUCGGCUCGCUCACCCGCACCUACAAGCUGAUCGCCUUCUCCUUUGCCAUCCCGACGAUCGUCUUCCUCGGCGCUCUCUACUCGUCUGUCACCGCCCGCUUCAUCUUCUUCCGCAUUUUCCGCAACUCGCACCACCGCCACUCGAAUACCGUCACCGCGUGGGCCACAUGGGCCGCCAUCGUCGCCGCGACGUGGGCGCUCGCGUUCGUCAUCGCGGAGGUGAUUCCCUUCUUCUCCGACAUGCUCAGCUUGAUGAGCUCCUUGUUUGAUGGGUGGUUUGGUUUCAUCUUCUGGGGCAUGGCAUACCUCACGUUCUACCCCGGCGCCUCGAAAUGGGCGGGCCCGUGGCGGACAGCCGAGACGCUGCUCAACUACUUCCUCAUCCUCGUUGGGCUUUACAUGCUCGUCGCAGGAACCUAUGUAUCAAUACAGUCGAUCAUCAACGACUACCACGCCAACCUCGUCGGGUCGGCAUUCUCUUGUGCAAGUAAUGCUCUGUAA